UUCGUGUUGAUUCUCGUUCCCUCUCUUCCAUGCACGUUUUCCCAGCAUGCCGCUUCUUCUCAUGACCAGUCGCUUCUCAAAUUGAAGCUAGGAUCCUCGGAAGUUCUGCUCGGCCUGUAUGACAGGUUGGCAAUGCCAUCCCCACUGGAUGACAAGCAUUCUGUGAGCACCACUACACAGGAAUUCGACGAAGAACUCGAGAAGCUCCCGGCUAUACGAGUACUGCCAAUAGGCGGAAUCGUUGGCGAUGUGUCUUCCACACCCCGUCGUCCUCCUGGACUUAUAAUACUCUGGAAAACGUUAAAACGCUACGCACUGAAGCUUUGGCCGCACGCUGUAAUCGACGAACCGCGAAGCUGGCAGCAGUCAUGGGUUCGAUUUGGUCCGCUAUCCGGUCUCCUCAGCCUACUAAUUGCCGCCACCUCGAUGGUCGUCGCCCUCGGAUUAUUGGUCGGUGCCGAUGGACAAGACGUGGAAGGCUGGCUCGCUCCGCCGUCAACCUACCUUGCUCUUUGCACGUCGGUAGCCAACUUGUCAGUGCGUUACGCAGCCAUGCAGGGCGUCAUUAUUGCCUGGUGGAGGAGAGCUUCCGAGGGCAGCACAUUGCAGAAGCUUCAGUCGGAUUGGCGGUCGGGCACUUCGAUUCGUGGAGCCGUCACCGCUGGCCGAGCGAUGGGUUUGCUGGGACUGGCCUGCAUCUUCGCGACCACCGUCGAAAUCGGUGGUCCCCUUCUCCAGCGUGCAUCCACUGCACAUGGCCUUUCGCGUCCCACGACCAUCUCACUCGAUGUUCUAAUGGCCCCCGAACUCCCAACUGGCUGGUCCGGCGUAUGGUUCACCACCUCGGAUUACCCGCUUCCAAACUACUAUGCCAAUCCUGCUUUCAACGCUACGUAUCCUUCCGCCGACGGAUGGCUUGAGAGCAAUAUCAUAUGUCAACAAGGCGGGUGGUCACCAGACGGACAAUUAGGCAAUGCUCCAACGCAAUGGUGGGACAAUGCACCCGCAAAAGGUGUAGUGCGCGGAUGCGCCGGUACAUGUACUGCGAAAAUCCAAGCGCCUGCUCUCUUCCCGACAUCGUGUGAGACGCGCACCGUCAUUUCACAAUUGGAUUCGCCGUACGACGCAGCAGCCGCGAAUGGCGAGUUUGCGCCGCCUCUGGCCUCGGAAGGUUACAUAUCUACAACUAGCCUUCUGGUCCAGGAACCGAGAAUCACCGAAGGCAUCAACCUCAUCACUGGCUUCGUCACUCUCAACUCGAGCUGUGAAGGCGAGUUUGUGUACAAGACUUGUACCUUUGAACCUGGCAUCGGCGAGUACGAGAUCGUCGUCCAAAAUGACGAAGUCGACAUGGUCUCUUUGGCGGCCCCGUCGUUUGUUGCACUGGCAAAUAACUCGGGCAUCAGUCGCUCGCCCACAACUGUCAAUGGAGGUACAUACCGGUCCACACUCGCCGGCGUGGUAUACAGUAUGAUGUCGAGAUGGAACUCGUACGAAGCCUUCUAUCCAACCUUCCCCGAUGGGAAGACAGUGUAUGGCACCAUCGGAAUUUACCAAUCCCAACCAAUGAUGAAAUACCAAGGCAACAGCACCUGCGCAUCCCUUCCGGACCCGUACGACGGCAUGGUGAGCAGCCUGAAUAAGUUGAUGUUCUACCUCGGAAGCCAGGCCGCCACGACGCUCGACGCUUCGUAUCUGCACGCCACCCUCGAUCCCGGGCUUUCUGUAAACAGCACCACGGUCGGACAAACGCAGGAAACUGUGACUGUGUACCGCACCGACUACUGGUACUUCUGGGGAGCUGCGUCGGCCGUGCUUGUAUCCAUUGCUUUCAUCUUACCCACGUACUGGGGUUGGUCGAGGCUGGGAAGACCGGUGUCCCUUUCACCCCUCGAGACGGCCAAGGUUAGUGGGAUCCAUACCAAUCUGUUCCCUGGAACGAGGCUAAUCAAACUAAUGUCAGGCUUUCCAAUCGCCCUUGUUCGCGGACUGCAAUUCGAAUUCCAACGGCCUUGACUUGGCGGCUGCGAAGGGCAACACUCACGUCAGGUACGGCGCGGUGGCUGGCGCGAGGUCGCAGCUUGCAUUCACGC
Messenger RNA from Neohortaea acidophila, 2093 nucleotides. RefSeq lists its product as uncharacterized. The record is from RefSeq and is a predicted model, not a curated record. Bases 133 to 2016 code for a protein of 627 amino acids. The transcript has a single exon. NCBI's taxonomy places the organism in Eukaryota, Fungi, Ascomycota, Dothideomycetes, Mycosphaerellales, Teratosphaeriaceae.